This is a messenger RNA of Dreissena polymorpha, 1651 nucleotides long. RefSeq names its product alanine--glyoxylate aminotransferase-like. The transcript is spliced from 14 exons. Gene Ontology annotation, molecular function: L-alanine:glyoxylate transaminase activity; L-serine:pyruvate transaminase activity. NCBI's taxonomy places the organism in Eukaryota, Metazoa, Mollusca, Bivalvia, Myida, Dreissenidae. The record is from RefSeq and is a predicted model, not a curated record. The coding region runs from base 123 to 1418 and encodes 431 amino acids. Gene Ontology annotation, cellular component: peroxisome.
CUAAAGAAAGGACUUCAAUCGUCGUGUAUAUGCUGCUUUAACGGAUAACCCAAUGCACGCAUAUCACUAAAGGCUUUGUACAGAUAUAUUGGUUGAACGAAUUUAGUUUCCGACAGGAUUGUAUGGCGACUUGCAGAAGAAAAUUGCUAAGGACUGUUCGUUUACUACACAGAAUGUCAGGAACCACACCGGAAGCGAUUGUCGGCAGCGGCACUGAAGGGAGGGGCGUGGCCACCAUGCCUGUCACGGCGCCCCCGGACAGUCUCACGAAGCCCAUGAACUUCCCGCUCAAGACCCUGAUGGGACCCGGACCCUCUAACUGCCCGCCUCGGGUCCUCAAUGCCAGCGCCCUCCCCAUGCUGGGCCAUCUACAUCCGGAAUUCACGCAGAUCAUGGACGAGGUGAAGGCCGGGAUCCAGUACGCCUUUCAAACCGGAAACAAGUGGACGCUGUGCGUCUCCGCUACAGGUCACGGUGCGAUGGAGGCCGCUGCCACCAACCUCGUGGAGGAAGGAGACGUGGCGCUGGUCUGUGAGAACGGACUCUGGGGACAGCGCUUUGCAGACAUGGCGCAGAGAAACGGAGCCGUGGUUGUCAAGCUUCAGAAGCCCAUGGGCACAGUGUUCUCUCUGGAUGAAAUCGAAAAGGGUUUGACGGAGCACAAACCGAGGGUACUGUUCAUUACGCACGGGGAAUCUAGCGGGACCACGGUGCAACAACUUCCGGGUAUCGGAGAUCUUUGUCACAAACACGCCUGUCUGCUGCUAGUGGACUCGGUAGCGGCCAUGGGAGGCGUCCCGCUGUUCAUGGACUCUUGGGGCAUCGACGUAAUGUAUACUGGUGCCCAAAAAGUGUUAAGCGCACCGCCAGGAGCCAGUCCUAUUUCAUUUUCAGACCGGGCGAGACAGAAGGUUCAGUCUCGGAAGAGCCCCCCGCGGUCCUACUACUUCGACAUGAACCAUCUGGCGAACUACUGGGGGUGUGACGGGGAGGCACGCAGGUACCACCACACGGGGCCUAUUAGCAGCGUGUAUGCCAUCCGGGAGGGCCUGGCAAGACUGGCUGACGUGGGUUUGGAGAAGAGCUGGGAAAUUCAUAGCGCAUGCGCCAAAAUGCUUCACAAUGGAAUUGAAGAAUUAGGCUUAGAGCUGUUUGUAAAAGACGAGGCGGCGAGGUUACCAUGCAUCACAGGUGUGCGCGUACCGGAAGGGGUGAACUGGAAACAGGUGUCAGACCUCGCUAUGAAGGAUUAUCGCGUGGAAAUCUCCGGCGGUCUGGGCGCUAUGGCGGGCAAGAUUUGGCGCAUAGGGCUUAUGGGCUACAACUGCACGCCAGACAACGUGCGUCUCGUUCUGCGGGCGCUUAAGCAUGGGCUCGAACAAGUGGGCUUUAAAACUCGGGGCGGACAUGAAAAGUGAAUUGCGCUUUGAUACAUAUGAAUCUGUGAUGCCCGUGGUUAUCGUUUUACUUUAUAUUUGCAAUAGUUUUACCAAUAAAUAUUAAUCGGUGGUGAUAGUCCGGUCAUUAUGUUUACAGCCGCUAUAGACUGCAAGGCAAGAACUUCAGAACUUGAAUAGUGGAGAGUAAUUCACUUUCCAUUUCAUGUUUGUUUGCUCCGUUUUAUUCAGGAAAUUAAACAUGUAUAUUUCAA